AUGCAGACUCAUAAGGCUAAGGUCAGCUGGGAGGAUCUCUGUAUUCCGAAGGAAGAGGGAGGUUUGGGUCUGAGAAAGCUUCAGGAUUCAUCUAAAACUUUUGCGCUGAAACUCAUAUGGAGGCUAUUCACGCAACCUUUGUCUCUUUGGGUUAGUUGGGUUAAUCACUAUCUGCUCAAAUACAACUCUUUCUGGGACGUGCGUGAUGAUCAAAAAAGCUCGUGGAUGUGGAGGAAGCUCUUGAAGCUGAGGGAUUUGGCUCAUGAGUUUAUGAAAGUGGAGGUUCGCGAUGGGAAAACUUGCCAUUUCUGGUUUGAUGAUUGGUUAGGUAUGUGGCGUUUGAUUGCUAUUACAGGGGCCACUGGCACUACCUAUAUGGGGGUAAUGCGCCAUGCUAAAGUCUGUGAUGCUGUGACAGAGGAAGGAUGGAGUAUCAGAGGUCAUAGAAGUUGCCAUUUUCAUGACCUGCAUAAUAGUAUUAUGGCCGCGGAGCCUCCAAAGUUGGAGAAAGGAAGUGACAUUUGCUUGUGGAAGCAUGGAGAUGAUGACUACAGAUCAACUUUCUCUUCAACUCGAACUUGGGAUCAGCUUAGAGUUAAGAGAAGUAAAGUGGAGUAG
Molecule: messenger RNA, 618 nt
Organism: Brassica oleracea var. oleracea
Lineage: Eukaryota; Viridiplantae; Streptophyta; Magnoliopsida; Brassicales; Brassicaceae
Exons: 1
Coding region: 1-618 (205 amino acids)
Source: RefSeq, a predicted model, not a curated record